Molecule: messenger RNA, 2019 nt
Organism: Dryobates pubescens (Downy woodpecker)
Lineage: Eukaryota; Metazoa; Chordata; Aves; Piciformes; Picidae
Product: basic proline-rich protein-like
Exons: 7
Coding region: 1-2019 (672 amino acids)
Source: RefSeq, a predicted model, not a curated record
AUGAGGGAGGGGCCGCGCCGGGGGCAGACCGAGCGCAGGGGCCGCUCCGAGGCGGCGGCUCCGCGGCCGAGCCCCCGCCGUGCGGGCCCGGGCGAGGGCCGGCCCGGCUGGCUGCUCAUUGCUGGAGGAGCGGUGCCACCUAAAGGAAGCGGCGGAGAGGGACGCGCGGCCGGCUGCGGGCACCGGGCUCGGCCCUCGCCCCUCCGCCCCCGCCCUGGCCGCGCCCGGACCAGCCCAGCCCAGCACCCCCGGAGGGCAGCGGAGCCCCGGCUGCUGCGAGCCGUGGGGGCGGCUUCUCCCCGCUGGGCCCCCACCCCGGAGCCGGGCCGCUCUCCGGGAAGGCGGCGAGAGAGCCCCGUGCAGCAGAGGAUGCUCUGGAGGAGGCCGGGGCUGGCCGCUGCGGUGGGGGCUGCCGCGUCCCGGGAAAGCCCUGGAGAAGCCCCCAGGCUCCAGUCCGAGGGGCGGCAGCCGGCGGCAGCGCAGCCCCCCGCGGGAGAGCUGCUGCUGGCAGGCGGCAAAGCCAACGGCGUGCAGAAGGAGAACAGAUUUUGGAGGGGAGCGCAGGACCGGCCGCGGGACCGGCCCGGGGGAGCCGGCGCCCAGAGCCCGGCCGGGCAGGGCGCUGCCGGCCCCCCGCGGGCGGGAGAGCAGCGGAACGACGGUGCCAGGGCUGCCCACAGCUGGAGCUGCGUCUCCGAGGGAGAUGCUCAGGGAGCGGCGCAGGAGCAAUGGAAGAGCCCAGCCCCGGCCAGCCCCCGGCCAGCCCCCGAGCAGCCCCCGGCCAGCCCCCGGCCAGCCCCGGCCAGCCCCCGGCCAGCCCCCGAGCAGCCCCCGGCCAGCCCCCGGCCAGCCCCGGCCAGCCCCCGGCCAGCCCCCGGCCAGCCCCCGGCCAGCCCCGCAGAUGCAGGCAGCGAGCACCCGGAGGGGAGCAGGGAGGGAUGGGAGGACUCUGCUGCUGCCAGCAGGCUGCCGCGGACCGUGCCCGGAGCGGCGCCGUGCCCGGAGCGGGACCGUGCCCGGAGCGGGACCGUGCCCGGAGCGGCGCCGUGCCCGGAGCGGGACCGUGCCCGGAGCGGCGCCGUGCCCGGAGCGGGACCGUGCCCGGAGCGGGACCGUGCCCGGAGCGGGACCGUGCCCGCAGGGGAUGCGCCGAGGGGGCGGCCGGAGCCCUCCUUUGCUCACGCUGCGGCCGCUGGCUCCUGCCUCGCCCCGGCCCUGGCCCCGCAGUGCUCCCUGCCGGUGUCCGGACCAGCGGCGGAGCUCCUGCGGAGCCCCCUGCAGCGGGAUGGGAUCUCGGCACCACGGAGCGCCUUCGGCCUGACGCCGGCGUGCCCGGCUGCAGCCGGACGGGGACCGGCAGGCACCGGCGGACCGCGGAAUGCAGAGCGAGGGGGGUCGCAGGGGGCUGAGCAGCGCGGGCUGGGCGCCCCCAGCCCCCCCCCGGUACUGACACCGGGACCGGCACCAACAGCACCGGCACCAACAGCACCGGCACCCGCUCCCCACCCCCGGUGCCAGCGCCGCGAUCAGCACCGCCGGCACCGGCAGGGCAGCCGUAACCUCCCGGCAGCGGGCGGAGCCGCAGCGCCACCCAGCGGCCACCAGGCGCUACCGCCCCCCCGCAGCCUCCUCUCUCCCACCGGCAACCACCGGCAGCCACCGGCCCCUGCACAGCCUGUUGCGAAAGGACAGGGGGUGAGGAACCGAAAGAGAGAGAUUCAGCCUGGAGAGAAGGGAGAAAUGUUCGACGCUGAGGGCGGGGAGAGCCUGGCGCAGGACGCGCCGUCGGGGCGGGCUGUCCAAAGAGCACGGGAACGGGGGAACCGGUGGGGGGGACGGGAACCCGGCUGGGGACUGCGAGAGAGGGAUACGCCGGGCAGGAUGGUCGUGGUCCCGGUACCGGCCCACAGCCCGGUGGCGGAGAGGAGCGGCGGCCCCGCAGCCCCGGCGGGCGCGGCGGUGCCGGCGGAAAGCUCGGCGGGGAGCCCGGCGGGGCGGUGCCGGGCGAGCCCUACUUAA